Ziziphus jujuba (common jujube) is the source of this 772-nucleotide messenger RNA. Its product is annotated as ubiquitin-NEDD8-like protein RUB2. Lineage: Eukaryota; Viridiplantae; Streptophyta; Magnoliopsida; Rosales; Rhamnaceae. Gene Ontology annotation, biological process: modification-dependent protein catabolic process; protein ubiquitination. The coding region runs from base 117 to 581 and encodes 154 amino acids. The transcript is spliced from 3 exons. Gene Ontology annotation, molecular function: protein tag activity; ubiquitin protein ligase binding. The record is from RefSeq and is a predicted model, not a curated record. Gene Ontology annotation, cellular component: cytoplasm; nucleus.
CUCCCAAAUUCGCAUAAACUCUCCCACAGAUAUCCGACUCUAAUUCUCUCCCUCUUUCUCUCUCUCCCCCUCCCUCUCUCUAAGAAGAAAAAACCAGAAGAAGAAUAAGAAGAAAGAUGCAGAUUUUUGUGAAAACCCUAACCGGCAAGACCAUCACUCUCGAGGUUGAGAGCAGUGACACCAUCGAUAAUGUUAAGGCCAAGAUCCAGGAUAAGGAAGGCAUCCCUCCUGAUCAACAAAGAUUGAUUUUUGCUGGUAAGCAAUUGGAAGAUGGACGAACUCUUGCAGAUUAUAACAUCCAAAAGGAGUCGACUCUUCACCUGGUCUUGAGGCUUAGGGGAGGAACCAUGAUCAAGGUGAAGACUCUCACUGGGAAAGAAAUCGAGAUUGAUAUUGAACCAACAGACACCAUUGAUAGGAUCAAGGAGAGGGUGGAGGAAAAAGAAGGAAUACCUCCAGUGCAACAAAGGCUUAUCUACGCUGGCAAGCAGCUUGCAGAUGACAAAACAGCUAAAGACUACAACAUCGAGGGUGGCUCUGUACUUCAUUUGGUGCUUGCACUGAGGGGUGGAAAUCUUUAAAUGUAAUCUGUGGUUUCAAAUGAACCUGUUCUGGCUUUAUUGGGUUAUAAUGGUGCUUGAUAAACGUAGAGUUGAAUGCGUCUUGUUGGAAAUUCGGAAUACAUAACAGAAAUCCUGUUUCUAAGUUAAUUACUGUGGACAAAAUAUAUCUGCGGCAGUGACAUUUGCCAUUUUGCCGCACCUUCUGGUCA